AUGAUUGGAUAUUGUGGAACUGGGUACAAUGGUAUGCAAAUACAGAAUAAUCCAGACGUCAAGACUAUUGAAGCAGAAAUUUUCAAAGCUUUCAUUGCAGCAGGUGCCGUAUCACAGGAAAAUUCUACUGACUUGAAAAAAAAUGGCUUUAUGAGAGCAGCUAGAACAGACAAGGGUGUUCAUGCAGCCGGUAAUGUGAUCUCUUGUAAGCUUAUCUUAGAAGACGAGGACAUCAUGCACAAAAUCAACAGUCAUCUUCCAGAAAAAAUACGUUUGUGGGGUAUUGAGCGGGUUAACCGUUCUUUUGAUUGCAGAAAAUUAUGUUCUUCUAGAGUUUAUGAGUAUUUGUUACCUACGCAUAGUUUAUUACCUCCAAGACCAAAGAGCAGUUUAUACAAUCUUAUUGAGGCAAGCAGGGCUGAACAUCCUGGAGUUCUUCGGAAUGAUCCUGACGUCGAGUGGUGGGAGACUACAAGAAAGAGAAUCGUUGAGAGCGGUGUAACACAAGAAGAUUUGGAACAGGUGUUUGAAAAAACUUCGGAAGCAGGAUUUGAUAAAGACUCGAAAAAGGAAUACUAUGAUGAAAGCGGUGAAGUAUCUGAUUGGGGGAAAUUAGUAAAGAACAUAAGAGGCAUCGAAAACGCUUGCAGAAGAGAGUACAGGGUGAACUCUGAAAAGCUUGAUUUG
Messenger RNA from Clavispora lusitaniae ATCC 42720, 687 nucleotides. NCBI's taxonomy places the organism in Eukaryota, Fungi, Ascomycota, Pichiomycetes, Serinales, Metschnikowiaceae. The record is from RefSeq and is a predicted model, not a curated record.